Molecule: messenger RNA, 1814 nt
Organism: Vanrija pseudolonga
Lineage: Eukaryota; Fungi; Basidiomycota; Tremellomycetes; Trichosporonales; Trichosporonaceae
Gene: Ube2n
Product: Ubiquitin-conjugating enzyme E2 N
Exons: 8
Coding region: 48-1649 (533 amino acids)
Biological process (GO): conversion of methionyl-tRNA to N-formyl-methionyl-tRNA; biosynthetic process
Cellular component (GO): mitochondrion
Molecular function (GO): methionyl-tRNA formyltransferase activity
Source: RefSeq, a predicted model, not a curated record
CUCUUGCCAUCUCGCCACAUUUUCUGCAAAACCACCAACAAACCACAAUGCAGCGCAUCGCCGCACGCCCAAAUGCAUGGGCAAGCACAAGCGCCGCCGCCAUCCCCGCGCGGCCACUAGCGCACACCGCCGCCGUUGCCCGCGCCGGCUCCCGGCGGCAUCAGCACUCGACAACCUCCACCGCCGAACCGUUCAAGAUCCUCUUCUGCGGCUCGGACGCCUUCUCGGUCGCUGCACUCGACGCGGUGCUGGGGGCCGAAGACGUAUGGCAGUCGAUCACGGUGCUCUCCCCGCCCGACCAGCUGGGCGGCCGGCGGCGCUCGCAGCUCUUCUCACCCCCGAUCAAGUCGUACGCACUCGAGCGCGGGCUGACGGUACACGACGUCCCCCGCACGGGGCUGAAGGGCGCGACCUUCCCGCACCCGUUUGAGCGGCACGACCCGGCGCAUCUCCUGCUCACAGCGUCCUUCGGACACAUUGUGCCGACGCCGCUGCUCGAGCCGUUCGGGCACGCGCUCAACGUCCACCCUUCCCUACUGCCCAAGUACCGCGGCGCAGCGCCCGUCCAGUGGGCGAUCGCGAACGGGGACAAGCACACGGGCGUGAGCGUACAGACGGUCGGCAAGCGCGAGGCCGGCGUCGACUCUGGCGCGAUCCUCGGCGCUGUCGAGGGUGUCCCAAUCCCCCCAGACGCAACGUAUGCCUCGCUCCUGCCCGACCUCUCGCACGUCGGCAGCAGGCUGCUCGUCGCUGUCCUGCGGCAGCUGCUGCGGGGCGAGAGCCGCCCGCACGCGCAGGACGGCGCAAAUGUGACCCGCGCGCCCAAGGUGACGGGGGACACGGCGCGGGUCGACUGGGCUAGUCACUCCGCAACGACAGUGGACAGGCGGCACCGCGCCUUCGGGCACCAGGCGCCGCUGUGGGCCGAGCUGGCGGGCAACAGCGUGCAGCUGCUGGGCGUGGGACGGGCCGAGGCCGCCGCGGCCGAUCUCGGCCCGCACGCGCCCGGCACGGCGCUGCUUGACCGCCCUGGCCGACGACUUCUCGUCGCGACUGUUGCCGACGCCGCUGGCCCGGCCUCCUGGCUCGCGGUUACGCGCGUCAAGACGGCCGGGAGGAAGGAGCUCGACGCGGCUGACUGGUGGAACGGCCUGCCCAAGGCCGACAGGGAGCGGGGGUUCACUGUACAUAGCACCAUGGCUGGCCUUCCUAAGCGUAUCCUCAAGGAAACCGAGCGCCUCAUGUCCGACUCGCCCCCCGGCAUCACCGCCGCGCCCCACGAGGACAACCUGCGCUACUUUGACGUGACAAUAGCCGGGCCCGAGAGUUCUCCGUACGAGGGCGGCAUCUUCAAGGCGGAGCUCUUCCUCCCGGAAGAGUACCCCAUGAACCCGCCCAAGGUGCGCUUCCUGACCAAGAUUUACCACCCGAACAUUGACAAACUCGGCCGUAUCUGCCUCGACAUCCUCAAGGACCGCUGGUCGCCCGCGCUCCAGAUCCGCACGGUGCUCCUCUCCAUCCAGGCGCUCCUCGGCGCGCCCAACCCAGACGACCCGCUCGCCAACGACGUCGCGCAGGCCUGGAAGGAGGACGAGAAGGCCGCUAUUGCCGAGGCCAAGGUGUGGACGCAGAAGUGGGCCAGCGAGUGAGCAGGCCCGCUCGAGGCGCGCAGCGCCGAGAGGCGGGCCGAGGUGCGCGAGUAAGCUCGUGGCUGGAGCUGAGCUUGUGAUCUUGCGCUGGCUCGGUCCGGAUCACUGUUCAAGUAUACCCCCAGUACCCCCGUAGCACCCGUGGCGUAUGGACGAGGUCAGGUC